This is a messenger RNA of Podarcis raffonei (Aeolian wall lizard), 1587 nucleotides long. RefSeq names its product zinc finger CW-type and PWWP domain containing 2 (gene ZCWPW2). The coding region runs from base 236 to 1282 and encodes 348 amino acids. Gene Ontology annotation, molecular function: zinc ion binding. Lineage: Eukaryota; Metazoa; Chordata; Lepidosauria; Squamata; Lacertidae. Gene Ontology annotation, cellular component: nucleus. The record is from RefSeq and is a predicted model, not a curated record. The transcript has 10 exons.
CUCACUGGAAUGAGUGGGGCUUACUCGCGAGUAGGCAUGCAUAGGAGAGUAUUUCACAAGGUAGCUGCCACCACAGAAAAGGCUCUCCUGGUUUCCACAGUUUGGGGCACAAUCAGAAAAGUGUCGGCUGAAGAUAUUGGUGAACGGUGGCAUGUCUAUAUAAAAGAAGGUGUUCUCUCAGAGGACACAAGUAUUCAUCAAGCUGUGACCUGUAAGAGUGAAGAUCCUAUAUUAUAUGGAUUCUAUAACAGAGCAUAAUUUUUAUUUAGAUAAAGUAUGGGUGCAGUGUGAGAACAGCAGCUGUUUAAAAUGGAGACUCUUAUCACAUGAUGAUGCAACGCAUAUUGCUCCUAAUGAACCAUGGUAUUGUUAUAUGAAUCCUGAUCCUUGGUUUAACAACUGUUCUGUUUCGGAAGAACAUUUUCCAGGGGAGUCUCAGUUUCAAAAACAUGGAUUAAAAUAUGUGUAUUCAAAGCUUCCUCUAGGAAGCUUAGUUUUGGUGAAAAUGUACCGGUGGCCAAGAUGGCCUGCCAUUCUUUGUCCUGAUCCUGCUAAUGGACAGUAUGUAACAUAUGACUCGGAUGGAGAUGUUGAAAGUCAUCAUGUAGAAUUCCUGGGAAAACCCCAUUCUAGGAGCUGGGCUGCUAUAAAAUAUAUUAGCGUUUAUCCUAGCUCAUUUAAGGCAAAUGUAUACAAGAUGGGGAAAGUCUGGUAUGAAAGUGCAUUAGAAGAAGCAAACAAAUUGCUGGCCUUUUCUGCUCAGCAAAGGCUUGAAAUGUGCUACCUCUCAAAAAAGGAUGUAGUAAAGAAUAAAGAAGCCGAAACCAAAUCUAACAUGAUCACUUGCAGAAAAAAUACAAGAACCUGGACAAAAACUUGUGGAGGGGAAAGUAGUUGCAGAAUUGGAAGAAAGAAAAGGAAAAUAACAUUAAGAAGUUCAUUUGAAAUAGCGGGCUCAGAAGAUGUAUUGUCAGAUGAAAAUCUAGGUGUUUCUGAGACAGAAAUGAUACUAAAAGAAUUGGACCACAUUCUCAAGCAUGUUGCAGCCCCCUCCUACCCAUCUUUGGCAUCAUUUGUGGAUGGAGAGAACAAUCAUGGGAGAGAAGAGGUAGCUAACUUCUGCCUGGAGUAUACUGAAGAAAGGCCAAUGGAAAUCAACGCCCAAGAGGACUGUAUUAUAAUUGAUGGAAAAGCUUUCAAGGCUGGAGAGUGCAUUGAGAGUAUAACAGACAGGUUUAAGGAAAUAGAGUCUUUAAUGGCUGAAUUCCAAGACAGCUUGUAGCGCUGAUAAGAGAGAACCUAUUAUACUAUUUACAGCUUUAGGGUGCAUUCUUUUUCACAUAUAGAGGGAGAUCCUUAACAGCAGUUCAACAAUAUAGUUACUGUGAAGUUUAACAAUUUUUUUUGGCCUGCUCAUUGAUAAAAUUGAUAUCAAACUUAGUCCGUGUUCAGAUUAAAAAGUGGAAUCCAAUAGCACAGUCAUGCACGUUUAGAUGUCUUCCCCUGACAAUUAUUUUCUCUCUCUGGCUUUAAGCAAAUUGUAGAUUUCUAUAAAUCAGAAUGAAAUAAAGAGCUACUUUACUUGAA